Molecule: messenger RNA, 3293 nt
Organism: Euleptes europaea (tarantolino)
Lineage: Eukaryota; Metazoa; Chordata; Lepidosauria; Squamata; Sphaerodactylidae
Gene: TMEM132D
Product: transmembrane protein 132D
Exons: 9
Coding region: 1-3291 (1096 amino acids)
Source: RefSeq, a predicted model, not a curated record
AUGGGGAUUUUCAAGACUGAACAGCAGUUAACGUUCAGGUUUCUAAAAUCUCCUUUCUUUUCUCCAGUGACGGAGAGCCGAGGAAUCUUGGAGAGCAUACAGAGGUUCUCCUUGCUGCCAACGUACCUGCCCGUGAGUUACCACAUCCACAACACAGACGUCUCCUUCUUUCUCAAAGAAGCCAACCAGGAUAUCAUGAGGAACUCUAGCCUUCAGUCCCGGGUCGAGUCCUUCCUAAUCUAUAAAUCGAAGAGGCCGCCUAUACUAAACGCUACCUACGGACCUUUUUCCAUUGAGCAAGUGGUUCCUCAGGACCUGUUGUCUCCUUCAAACCCCUUUGGAUCUACCACCCCCAAGUUUUCCUUCAGCUGGAAGCUGAAGGCGUACAUCAUGAACAACAAAAUCUACCCGAGUAGACCCAAAGUCCAGGUUUUGUUCUAUAUCGUCGGGAGGGACUGGGAUGAUUACAGCGUGAGCGAAAGGCUGCCCUGCUUACGGGUCUUCGCUUUUCGAGAAACGAGGGAGGUCCGAGGCAGCUGUCGGCUGAAAGGAGAUCUGGGAUUGUGUGUGGCGGGGCUGGAACUUCUUCCCAGCUGGUUCAACCCGCCCACGGUGGUUGCUGGCCGCAAGAAGCUACUGAAUCCGUUGGAAGGGAGUCCGGUGGAACUCUACUACGCCAUCCAACAGGGAGAUGACAAAGGGGAUUGUGCUAAGGAGGACCAGAGGAAAAACAACGGGAUCAGACCUGGGCGCAAUGAUAUCGACGAAUCAGGGCCACCCUUGCAGAGGAUUGGGACCGUUUUCCUUUACCAGACUCCUGGCAGCCCUUCCUUGAGUGAAAUGCGGCUGGAUAGUAACAUCGCAGUCCUGUAUAUGCCAAAGUCCGUGAAACAAGGGGAUGUGUUGACCUUUCUAGUGACUAUUGCUAAGAACUCGACCGAGGACCAGUUCACAUUAAGGGCAAAGGUGAAGAAAGGCGUGAACGUUUUCAGCAUCCGGGCCAGCAAUCCAUACAUGUGGGAUGUCCAAAAGAGCGUGGAUUAUUUAGGGAAAUAUGCGCCAGCCGUCAUCUUUUGUCGAAGGAAAUCCGCUCCCCCUGGAAAGAGCGGGAAUGCUCCCCCUUCUGAGAUCCUGCAAAUCGAUUUUGAAAUCGAAGAACUGAGCGACCUGCCGGAGACGCAGCUUAUUACGUGGCAAGUUGAAUAUCCGGGAGAUAGAACAUCUGACCUGGGUAUCUCCAAGAUCUACAUAAGCCAGAAAGAGUUGGUUGGUGUACUUCCAAUGGCUAUGGAAGCUGAGAUCCUGAACACGGCAAUUCUCAAUGGGAAGACAGUCGCUGUUCCUGUCAAAGUGGUCACGGUAGAAGAGGAUGGAACUGUCAUGGAUCUGUUAGAUUCGGUGGAGUGCAGAUCUUCUGAUGAAGAUGUGAUUAAGGUCUCGGACAGAUGCGACUAUGUUUUCGUCAAUGGGAAAGAAAUGAAAGGGAAAGUGAACGUCAUCCUUCAUUUCACAUACCAGCAUCUGAGUGCCCCGCUAGAGAUAACCGUGUGGGUGCCCCGUCUUCCACUCCAGAUAGAGGUUUCAGACACAGAAUUAAACCAGAUCAAGGGGUGGAGGAUUCCCAUUGUCUCUAAUAAGAGACCAGCUAGAGACAGCGAUGACGAAGAGGAGGACGAGCGGAAGGGAAGAGGCUGCACCCUCCAGUACCAACACGCCCUGGUGCGAGUCCUCACGCAGUUUGUAGCCGAACCCUCCGACCAUGGCGGCCAGACAGCUUACUUGUUGGGUUCCGACUGGCAGGUGGACAUCACCGAGCUGGUAAGAGAUUUCAUGCAAGUGGAAGAGCCGAGAAUUGCAAAGCUUCAGGAUGGACAGAUGUUGGUCGGACAGGAGCUGGGAAUGACAACUAUCCAGAUUUUGUCACCUCUCUCCGACGCCAUCUUGGCUGAGAAGACUGUGACCGUUCUGGACGAGAAGGUGACAAUUACUGACCUGGGAGUCCAGUUGGUGACGGGCCUUUCGCUCUCCCUGCAGCUGAGCCCUGGAAGCAACAAGGCCAUCUUUGCCACCGCAGUCGCCCAGGAAAUCCUUCAGACCCCAAAACAGGAAGCAGCUAUUAGUUGCUGGGUCCAGUUCAGCGAUGGAGCCGUCAUGCCCUUGGACAUGUAUGACACCAAAGACUUCUCCUUGGUGGCAACAUCUCUCGAUGAGAAGGUGGUCUCCGUUCACCACAGCCCCAAAUUCAAAUGGCCCCUCAUAGUUGCCGAGUCAGAAGGUCAGGGGCCAUUGGUGAGAGUAGAGAUGGUGAUCAGCGAAUCGUGCCAGAAGUCCAAAAGGAAGAGCGUUAUGGCUGUGGGGACUGGAAAUAUCAAGGUCAACUUUGGGCAGAACGACGCUAAUCCCAAUACCAGCGACAGCAAGCAUGGUGGAGCAGGCGUGCACCUGGAAAACCAUACGAGCGAUAGGCGUCAGAAGACAACUCUGAAGGAGAGAUCUCGGGAAGAUGGGCCAUACUAUAGUUCUUCAAUGGGCCACGAGGAAACCAGAGGGGCUACCACUCAGAAGUCCAUCCUGAGCAAAAAAGAGGACCGAGAAAGCCUCCUGGAUGACGAGAGCCAUAUGCAAAACAUCCCAAUAGACUUCACCAGCUUGCCAGCCCAGGUGGACCUGCCUAGGAGCAAUGGAGACAUGGAAGAGAAUGACCUUCUGGAGACUCCCAGGGGCCUAAGUGACUUGGAGAUUGGGAUGUACGCUUUGUUGGGAGUCUUCUGCCUCGCUAUUUUAGUCUUCCUUAUUAACUGUGUCACCUUUGCCUUGAAAUACAGGCACAAGCAGGCUCCCUUUGAAGAGCAAGAGGGCCUGAGCCAUUCUCACGACUGGGUGGGGCUGAGUAACAGGACAGAGCUGCUCGAGAACCACCUCAAUUUUGCCGCCCAGCCGGAGGAGUGCAUCACGGCCAUCGACCGAGGCCUGGACCUGGAGGAGAGCAAAUACCUCCUCGACGCCAGCUCCCAAAAGAACCUCAACGGGCAAGUCUUCCGGUCCUCCGAUUCUGCCCCGUUCCCGGAAGGGAAGGAGCAGAAGAGCGAGCCGGCCGCCUCACCGACCUCCAAGCGGAAACGAGUCAAGUUCACCACCUUUACCACCAUCUCUUCCGAUGGGGAGUGCCCCACCGUCAACUCCAUCUUGACGAGCAGCGAGGACGAUAUCAAGUGGGUUUGCCAGGACAUGGAUCUGGGAGAGUGCAAAGAGCUAAGGAACUAUAUGGAGAGGUUACACGAAAACGCAUAACG